CUAACUGCACCAUUUGAAUUUCAAGCCUUAAAAGACCUCCAAAUGUCUUCACGCGAUCAGACUUGGGAGAACUUGCGUUCGUGUUAUGGGGAAUCUUCUCUCUUGCCGAGUCGCCGACGUUGGCAUGGUUGUGCUCUCCGAUGGCACGGUCCGUGAGCUCAAUGGACCGACGCCGGUGGCAGAGCUGAUGCUGGAGCACCCUCGCGAGUUCGUGGUCGACCUGCAUGCGUUGACUGCGGCCAAAGGUACUAAUUACGUAACUCCGCUGCCGGCCGACCACCUGCUGGACCCUGACAAGGUGUACGUGAUGCUCCCCAUGGCCCCCAGGAAGGCUGCGGUCGGCUUGUCAGCGACGGAGGCGCGGCAGGUCCUGGCGGUAGCUAAGCAACUAGCGAAACCGGCAAGGAGUUUCUUGAGAGUGCUUGGAGGGCAACCGAAGGUGGUAGGGCCUACUAAAGAAAAGGAGAAGGUGGUGGAAGAGGAAGCGUACGCAGUCGGAGAGGUAACAGAAUGGUGCUCGGAUCAGGAGACGGAGGUUUUGAUGAGGCAGUAUUCGAGCAGAAGGUGGAAGCCAAGUCUAGACACUAUUGUGGAAAAGAGCUUGGAGAAACAGAAGGUGCCUCACUGGUUAUUUUAAGGCAGGGUAGGGUUUCCUUUCUAUAAGCGCGCAUUAUAAGCUUCGUGCGAUAUACAUAUUGUGUCCACAGGCUUAGCUAAGUUGAUAUCUAAACGAUAGACUCAUAUUAAUGGGUAAAGAUUCAAAUAGCUAGCGGUUGUGAUAAAUAAUCCUCCCACUUAAAAGAUGUUCAAUAUCUAAUUUACUUCUUUUCAUUUGACCAUGGGCCGUGAGAUCG
This is a messenger RNA of Zingiber officinale, 854 nucleotides long. RefSeq lists its product as uncharacterized. The record is from RefSeq and is a predicted model, not a curated record. The transcript has a single exon. Lineage: Eukaryota; Viridiplantae; Streptophyta; Magnoliopsida; Zingiberales; Zingiberaceae. The coding region runs from base 86 to 637 and encodes 183 amino acids.